AUUAAACCGGGAUUCCACCCCGUCGUGACGUCAAUGGCGGCGUAGCCCCGCCCGCGGGCUAUAAAGCAGCCCGCUUACCGCAGUCCACUCGGCAGUUCGCUGGACAGCUCCCGGGUGCUGAAGACGAGGAGGGGGCUCGGCGUGGGGGGAAUUUGGCGGCAGGACCAGCCAUGCCUGCGGGGGCCCCGUGCAGCCUUUUCUUCGCCUCUGUCCUCUUGCUGAGGGCAUGCGCCCAGAGCUUCGGCCAGACGCGCUUCAUCUGCACCUCGGUGCCGGUGGAUAUGGACAUGUGCACCUCUUCCCUGCCGGGCAGCGGCACGGCCGAGGAGCUGCAGACCACCGUCCUGCAGCUCCGGGAGACGGUGCUCCAGCAGAAGGAGACCAUCAUGAGCCACAAAGACACCAUCAGGGAGCUGACCACCAAGCUGGGCAGGUGUGAAAGCCAGAGCCUGCCGGAGACUGGCCACAGCGAGUCCAAAACGGGCGGGGGAUCCAGCCGCAAACAGCCCGGCUCGUCCAAAAACACCAUGGGGGACCUGUCUCGGGCGCCAGCUGCUGAGACCUUGAGUCAACUUGGGCAAACUUUGCAGUCACUCAAGACGAGACUAGAAAACUUAGAGCAGUUUAGUAGGAUCAAUUCCUCAGGCCAGACCAACCACCUGCGGGACGUGCUUCAGAAUAAAAUAGACGAUUUAGAGAAGCAAGUUCUGUCCAGAGUGAACAGCCUGGAGGAAGGAAAGUUAACGAAGAACGAGUCCGAGGAACGAAGCAAAAUAGAGAGCACGCUCACUUCCCUGCACCAGCGGAUCAGUGACCUGGAGAAAGGGCAGAAAGAGAGCCGGCCGGCCGACAAGUUCCAGCUGACCUUCCCGCUGCGGACCAACUACAUGUACGCCAAGGUGAAGAGGAGCCUGCCCGAGAUGUACGCCUUCUCCGUGGGCAUGUGGAUCAAAUCCAGCGCCUCGCCGGGCGUGGGGACGCCUUUCUCGUACGCGGUGCCGGGCCAGGCCAACGAGCUGGUGCUCAUCGAGUGGGGCAACAACCCCAUGGAGAUCCUCAUUAACGACAAGGUCGCUAAGCUCCCGUUCGUCAUUAACGAUGGGAAGUGGCACCAUAUCUGCAUCACCUGGACCACGCGGGACGGCGUGUGGGAGGCCUACCAGGACGGCACGCAGGGGGGCCACGGAGAGAACUUGGCUCCCUAUCACCCCAUCAAACCGCAGGGGGUCCUAGUCCUGGGCCAGGAGCAGGACACCCUGGGCGGGGGGUUCGACGCCACCCAAGCGUUCGUGGGCGAACUGGCCCAUUUCAACAUCUGGGACCGGAAGCUCAGCCCCGGGGAGAUCUACAACCUGGCCACGUGCAGCACCAAAGCCCCCGCCGGCAACGUCAUCGCCUGGUCCGAGACCAACAUCGACAUCUACGGGGGGGCCACCAAGUGGACUUUCGAAGCUUGCCGCCAGCUCAACUAGCGGCUGGAGCGCCCCCCCCCCAAGGAAUCAAGGACUCGAGUCUGUCCCCCUCCCCCGUCCGUCUGUGCAAAGGUAAACCCAGCAAAGACCCAGGCCCCAGCCUUGCUCGCCAAGCGGGGCGCGCUCCAGCCGGGGGCCGGGCCCAGGGCCUCGGGCAGCCCCGAGCUGCGCCACCCACAAGUAGGUGAGAGGGUUGGUUCGUUCUUCUUCGCUCUGUCUCUGGAGCGCGGCGUCCGCGCUCCCAGCUCCCCCGAACCGGCUCAUUUCUCUCUGCCAACUUCCUUUGAAGCCUGCGUGCCUUGGGCUGGUGCAGCGCCUCGGCGCAUCUCUUCAUCUGCAUCCUGGUAAGGAGAGCGCUGCUGCUGCUCCUGCUCCUGCUCCUGCUCCUGCUCCCUCCCCCGCGGCUCGUCCCCUCCUAGCCAAGCAGGGGGGCGCGUCUGCACCCGGAGAGGGGGGGGCGCUGAGUUCUCGCUCCAUUCCUACCCGCACGCCCCACCCCUGAGCACCGUGUCGGUGGGGCAGAGCACAAGGCGGCCUCGACUUGCUUUGGGCCAGGGGGUGUGGGGCUGACGCAGGAGCCUCCGGUCCCCGGUUACUUUCGGGGGCGGUGGGAGGCUCCUUUCGUCUUUCACUACCGGGGCGCGACUCCUGUUCACUUGGACUGUCUCUGCAGGAGCAUGGAAGGAGCAAGACGCCCCCCACACCUCCCCUCCAUCCCCUAUUGGGCUUGGAAGCGGAGCCGCAAACCCUGGCAGCGCUCACAACCUCUUUCCUUGCGGGGUAGGGGGACCUGCUUCCAAACCCCUCCGAUCCCCAGGCUCCUUCCUUCUCCAGCCUGCCCCCCUUCAACGUUUGACCAGCAGGGGUGUUUCUUGGCCAGGAACAGUCCUGUCCUGUGCCCUAGGAACUGGGGGUUCGGGGCCAGGAGCCCCCCUAGGAGCCAUGUGGGAUCCUGCUCCGGCUCUGACUUGCUGAAGCCAACGCACCCUCGGAGCCCUGCUGGGUCGCUGGCCAGUGAUUUACCAUCAGCUCAGCUCAGGCCUCUUCCUCGGCCGCAAAGCGCCCAUCCGCAGGCGCCAGACACCCGCAGGCUGCGGGGAGCUGCGGGGGUGGGAGCAAAGCAGGGGAUUUGAAUCCUCUGGCCACAGCAGGGGCCCGAGUGCGGGUCAGGCGCUUGCAGGUGCCCGGCCUAUAGUCAAGCACUUCCCGAGCCGCGUCUGGCGUUCAGCAGCCGCCCUUCUCCGGCCGGGGGAGGCGGGUUAGCUCUGGCCUGGCUCUGAGCCCAGCGGCUCCUGCCCCAGGUUAACUGGGGCGAGUUACAAAGGAGGGGCUGUUUAUGGAGCCUUCUACGGGGCCGUCCCCCCCCCCGCUUUGCGGCACCCCUGGAUUCCCGCAGAGGCGGCGGGGGCGGGCGGGCUUUGACAUUCCCCUGGGUGCUUCGUCUUGGUUCCCUGGCCUGCUAGCAGGGGCUGCUGGGGGACGGGUUGCCCGAGCGAUGUUCAUGCCAUAGAAUGUCCCAAUUCCCAGCAGGAGGGUGGCUGGGGAGCAGCGUUAUCCCUCCCCCUCCAGCUAAACUGCUCCGGCCUUCAGUUUUCAAAACACGUUCAGGUCCCUCUGGCCUUCAACUCAGCAGCCCUGCGACUUCUGGGAGCUGUCCCUUCAGCCAGGGCGGGGGCCCCCGGAGCUGUCCCUUCAGCACCGCGCCCCCCCCCCCGCUGUCCCUUCAGCACCCCCGGAGCUGUCCCUUCAGCACCACGCCCCCCCCGCUGUCCCUUCAGCACCCCCGAAGCUGUCCCUUCAGCACCACGCCCCCCCCCCCGCUGUCCCUUCAGCACCCCCGGAGCUGUCUCUUCAGCACCACGCCCCCCCCAGCUGCCCCUUCAGCACCCCCGGAGCUGUCCCUUCAGCACCACGCCCCCCCCCCCCAGCUGUCCCUUCAGCACAGGGCAGGGGGGCCCGGAGCUGUCCCUUCAGCACCACGGCGCCCCGCCCUCCCGGAGCUGUCCAUCCAGCAUCAGGCUACCCCGCACCCGCGCCCCGGGGGAGCUCGGGGCCUGGAGUCACCCGGCCCUUUCCCUCCUUGCGCGCCCCUAAUGCCCGAACACUUUAAAGAACGGAGCGAGGAGGAAGCUCCUCCAUGGAGUCUGUUCCUCCCUGCCCCUGCUGCUCCCUGAUGCACUGACUGAACCACGCCUCUCUCAGGUAAUGUCCUUUUAUAAAAUCCGAAGCACUGCAGAAGCAGUGUCUGUUUUGCCUAGCUACACAGGCACCCUACGUGAGACAGCUGUCAAAUAGCUUUUACUGUCCCCUGAAAGUUUAGCUACCCUCAAUCUUCAGCCUUUCUGCUUUUGAUAACACAGAAUAUUAUUUAUCUUACUGUAAAAGGAAGUUUAUUACCAAUAAAAGGUAUUUUUAUGCAGGAGAAAAAAAUAAAAGGAUAUAAAAUUAACUGAACGUCCCUGAAAAAUACUUUAAGACACUACAGUGUUGGUGUGUGGGGGUGAUAAAGAGAAGCUUAUUUUGAAGUAAUAGAUCUAUUUUGUAUGGUUUCCCUUUACAACUCUUGGUCUGCAGGAGAUCAGCGCCUAGCCCGCUUCUGAACUCCAUCUUCGGUGGUAGGGUUGGGUGAGGCAGAGAGAAUUCACACGAGGCUGAACCAGCCUUUAUGACAAACUCCAAAGAUAUGGCAAAUAAAUAUGCAACGUGGAGGGAUAUGGAAUAAGCAGUCCAAGGUUGAUGCUGCGCUCCAGGGCUGAUCCUACUCAAGCCAGGAGAGAGCUGGUCACAUGACCAGCCCUUUUAAAACACAGUAUUGAGAUGCAGAGAAAUCACCAUCCACAAAACAAAUCAAGUUACCUUGAUACCAAAACGUGGCCCAGGGCAGCAUAUUUUAACUGUGCUCUUAAAAAAACCCCAACAUUAUAAGUUCAGUUUGUUGAGCUAGUGAUUGGAAACUGUUGGCUUCAGCUACCAGCAGCUUAAGCACAAUUUGCUGCUGGAAAAACUGAUAAUUGGAAGAAAUAAACCCACAGUCCUAAUUGCAUCUGAUUUGCCAAAAAGAGUGAUAUUAUGUAUGUACUGUACAGCAUGGUAGAAAAUAAACAUAUCUGAAUUUGUCAUUAUUUUGCUAACCAAAGCUGUAAAUUUUUCCUAUGACUUGCUAUCAGUCUUUUUGGGUUUUGAAUGGGUUAUUAAUAUAUCACACAGCCACAAUCCACGUCAGCAGUUCUGGAAAUGCACUGUUUCUACUGGUAUUCAUGCUUUUUUCAUUUUAUUGCUGAAAUUUACAUGAAUUGUUGAGUUUAUUUUUACACAAUAAAGACUGAAGAAAGA
Gopherus evgoodei (Goodes thornscrub tortoise) is the source of this 4805-nucleotide messenger RNA. It is a transcript of the gene NPTX1, whose product is annotated as neuronal pentraxin 1. Gene Ontology annotation, biological process: axonogenesis involved in innervation. The transcript has 5 exons. Gene Ontology annotation, cellular component: neuron projection; plasma membrane. Bases 171 to 1472 code for a protein of 433 amino acids. The record is from RefSeq and is a predicted model, not a curated record. NCBI's taxonomy places the organism in Eukaryota, Metazoa, Chordata, Testudines, Testudinidae.